AUGAGUCCAGCAGAGGAGUUUGACUGCCAAUCCUAUGGCCACGGGGCUCAUCUGGCAUCCAUCUUGGAUUCUGCAGAAGCUAAUAUCAUUGCCUCCCACAUUUCAGCCUACCAGAAGAACCAGCCGGUCUGGUCAGGACUUCACGACCCCGACCAGAUCCGCCGCUGGAAGUGGACAGACGGCUCCAUGUAUAACUACCGCUCAUGGCUCCCCAACCAACCGGAUAACAAUAAGGGACAAGAAUACUGUGGAGAGCUCUCAUGUGUGGAAAAUUUUCUAAAGUGGAAUGAUGCUUCCUGUACUUUGGUGCACCCUUAUGUGUGUAAGUUCAAGCCUUAG
Molecule: messenger RNA, 339 nt
Organism: Bufo bufo (common toad)
Lineage: Eukaryota; Metazoa; Chordata; Amphibia; Anura; Bufonidae
Product: regenerating islet-derived protein 4-like
Exons: 4
Coding region: 1-339 (112 amino acids)
Molecular function (GO): signaling receptor activity
Source: RefSeq, a predicted model, not a curated record